CUUCAUCUCCACUCACGACUCUGUGCAUCGCCACCGUCCUGUACUCACGCCUGCCAGCUUGGAGUACAAACGAGUCGUAUAGGCGCUCCCUCUGCCUGCGCUGCCAAGCUUCAGUCUCGCACAUCGACCACAUUGGCCCUGGACGCAGCCGCCAGACUCGAGCCACUCGUCGACCCGCUUCUUGCUUUCACAGUCUCCCAGCUGACGAGCAGAGGCAGAACGUCUGCUCUCAUGCAUCAUGGCAGCCGCGAUGCCCAUCCCAGCGGAUCCGGUAGAGCUCCGAAAGCUCCGCAAUGCCGUCAUAGGUAGCCGCACGCGAAAGAGCACGCUGGUAGCAAAGGGUCAAACACCAAGCUUGGUCGCCCUGCUCACGCCGCCGCAAGAGAACGAGUCUUCGGUCGAGGUCGUCAAUCUGGCAGCCACGAUCCUUGGUUCCCUUGCUAAUUCGGCCACACCCGGGGUUCUGCUUGCUCUUCUCCGCGCUCGCCUACCUACUGCGCUACUCAGGGCACUUGGUGACUUGCCUAGCACACCGCACCUCGCUUCACUCGAGGCCCUCUUGCGAGCUGUGCGAUCAAUGUGCGUCUGCGUAGCGGCAUACGUCUCUCCAGGCGACAAGACGCGCUCUUCACCCAGAGGGCGAUCGGUCAAGGAGCUAGAAGGCUGGAGUCUGGCUCAAGCCGGCUUUGCAUCGGCGUCGAGCUCGACAGCUCCAGCUGGAUCUUCAGCUAGUGCGCUUGACAGUCUGUCAGAUGCGAGAUCCGGUCUGAGCAGCAGCACCGGAAACACCUACACCUUUGACGGCUUGUCCCCCACACAAGAGCUUCAUCUUCGUUGUCGUUUGGCCAUCGAUGAGCUGUUCGCACCCAGCAACCUGCAUCUCUGGUUGUCCGCUUUGUUCAUCAGUCCCACCCUUCCAAGUCGUGCUUCCACCGCCACAUCGGCCUUCUCUUCGGCUCCUCGAUUAAUUUCUUCCCACAUCCGGCCCGGAUCUGCAACGGCUGGCCCGACACGCAUAGCCACGCCCGAUGGAAGUCGAGCAGCUUCACGAGAUCGUAGAGCAGCUGGAGAGAGCAGCACGAGCAGAGCCUUUAGCUUGGCACCUCCUCCUGCUUUACCUGUCGGCCUCGCCCCAACACUGACAGGCAUGGACUCUUCCACCAGCUCCAUGGAAGGCUCAGCAAAUUCACAUAGCGGAAUGCUACAACCGGCGGACAGAACGCGCACGCUAGCCAUAGUGGAGAUGGUGUGCUCCAUCAUCUCUUCGUGCAUCUGCAUUCCUGGCCCUGCGCCUCCGAGUGGGGCCAGCCAGAUUCACAGGGAGGUGGCAGAUACGCCAGAGGACGAACUUGCAGCGCGGAGGACACGAGUAUUGGACUUUCGACCAGACGACUCAUUUGCAGCACAGCCCCCGCUUCGAGAUGUCGUAGGCGCCAGGAAGGUUGUAGAAAGCGCCGCCUUUGAACAGAUGCCCUAUCAUCAGGGUGGGGAGCGUUCUGCACGGCCGGAACGCGAGUUGUUUGCAAGUCUUGUGCAGCGCAGCAAAAGCUUGGAUAGAACAAAGGACACAGGCAAAGCUCCAGAACGGCCCGACGACGAGCUGCCACAAGAGGAUGUGACCAUGACAGAGCCAAGCUUGGAUGCUAGUGAUGCUGGUCUAGUGGCCAAGCCGCGCAAUACUCUCAACGUCUUGCUCGAGGCGGCGGAGUGUGGAUUUGCGAAAACACAAGAAGUAGCCUUGUGGGCUUUGGCGGAGCUUUCCCGCGAAAAUCGCCAGACCAGCUUCAGGCUCUUCAAUUGCGUCACGCCUUCUGGCGCCAUGCCGACCACACUACUGCUCAACCUUCGCAAGGAGACCUCUGCGCCUGUUCGAUUGGCGGCGUUCAGCUGUCUCACGCACAUAAUCAAGGUGCAUCCUUUCUCUCAACGCACGCACGAGUGUGUUCUUUCGACGCUCAUCGACCUGACCGAGGAAACUGGCGAAGUGCAGAUCACGGCCAUGUUCACCUUUGCCAGAUUGAUAUCGGACGAUCCCGAUCUGCAAAUGCUGGCGACGGAGCACUACGAUAUUAUCAGACGCUUUGGUGGGUUCUUGGAGAAGACGAAAAGUGCCAACUCUGCUCCGUCUGCCGGACCGCAGUCUGGCGCGCCUAGAGACGAGCAUCUCAUACGAUUGCGAGAAGCCGUCUUGACUGCCUUGGCAGCGCUAGCUUUCCAGCGCGACGAGAUUCGAAGAGCGCUGGUGGAUGCUACAUCGCCCGCUCUUUUGCCACUCAUUGUUCCCUCGCUCACCGCAACGGAUUUGGGCAUCCGAGUCGCUGCAUGUCGCCUCGUCAGAGCUUUGAGUCGCAGCAUCAGCAUACUUAGAACAUCUCUCGUGGACGCUGGAGUAGCAGAAAAGCUCAUCGGCAUGAUCAAGGAUGACAAUGAGGAUGCAGAAGUGAAGCAGCAAGCCACGGCGACGAUCUGCAAUCUGGUGUUGAAGUUCAGCCCAAUGAAGCAGCUGCUUUUGGAGGAAGGAGGCAUACAAAAGCUGGUCGAGCUGGCGCGAAGCCGGGAAGGAGGAUCGACGAGAUUGAAUGCUCUUUGGGCCCUCAAGAACGUUCUCUACUCGUCUGAAACUGACACGAAGCGUAAUGUGAUGAGCGCGCUCGGCUGGGAUUAUGUUGCUGCUUUGGCAGCGGAUCGCAAGGACGAGGAUCCGGCCGCUCAAGAACAAGCGUUGGCCAUCAUUCGAAACCUUGCGAGCAGUCGAGAGGAGGACAUCGAGUUGACGUUGAGCGGCUUCGGCAAAGAUGUGCUGUUGGACAUUAUCGAGCAGGUCAUUUGGGAAAGGCAUGGUGAUGUGAUCACGGAGCAGGGCGCCUACAUCAUUGUCAACAUUGCUACGGGCGCGGAAGCGCACAGGAGAGCCAUCUUGGCUCGACCCAACAUCCUCCAAACUCUUGUCAGACUCUUGGGACACGACGCUUCGGAUUUGAGAUUGGCGAGCGUGUGGGCUGCGCUCAACCUCACGCAGAAGAUUCCGCAAGCUGUUGCAUCUGCUGGUAGCAGCCCUACACGCGUGUUUGGCGGUGAGUGAUUUCGCAAGCGCAUGUGAGCGGAACACUGGCGCUGAGCCAGACUUGCUCCCUUCUGUGCGUAUGGGGCAGACGACGUCUCGUCCGAUGCGCUUCUUGCUCUUCGCAAAGUCGGCUUUGAAGAGCGUCUGAGAAUUUUGAUCGUGGACAAGGAACACGACGUGUCGGGCAGGGCUAGAGACAUGCUACACAGAUUUGCCGCUUUCAAGCCUCCUGCAGCGCUCGUCUGAGCAGACAUCGACUACUACUGCUCAGCGUCGCCAGGCCAGCUCUAUGGUCCUUCUUUUGGCAUUUGCAACUAUUAAAUCCGCAGGCCAGGUCGCCUAGCACCGCACAACUCGUCACACUUAGCAAUUUCAUCGUG
This is a messenger RNA of Ceraceosorus guamensis, 3444 nucleotides long. RefSeq names its product ARM repeat-containing protein. Lineage: Eukaryota; Fungi; Basidiomycota; Exobasidiomycetes; Ceraceosorales; Ceraceosoraceae. Gene Ontology annotation, molecular function: protein binding. Gene Ontology annotation, biological process: proteasome-mediated ubiquitin-dependent protein catabolic process. The record is from RefSeq and is a predicted model, not a curated record. Gene Ontology annotation, cellular component: GID complex. Bases 239 to 3082 code for a protein of 947 amino acids. The transcript is spliced from 2 exons.